Quercus lobata is the source of this 947-nucleotide messenger RNA. It is a transcript of the gene CHIL, whose product is annotated as Chalcone-flavanone isomerase family protein. The transcript is spliced from 5 exons. Bases 144 to 773 code for a protein of 209 amino acids. Lineage: Eukaryota; Viridiplantae; Streptophyta; Magnoliopsida; Fagales; Fagaceae. Gene Ontology annotation, molecular function: intramolecular lyase activity. The record is from RefSeq and is a predicted model, not a curated record.
CCAACCCUUCCUUAAAUAUCAGCUUUAAAUUUAUCAAAGCUUACACAACUCAAUAAUCUCUCUCUCGAUCGUCUCUCCAUUCUUUCUCAGUACUGCAUUUUCUUUGAAUCCAUACUCUUACUCCUACACUCCUACUAUCUAUCAUGGGUAAUGACGUGGUCAUGGUGGAUGAAAUCCCAUUUCCUCAGCAGAUCACCACCGCAAAGCCCUUAUCUCUGCUGGGUUACGGAAUUACGGACAUUGAGAUACACUUUCUCCAAAUUAAGUUCACAGCAAUUGGAGUUUACUUGGAACCUGAAAUUGUGGGGCAUCUGCAGCAGUGGAAGGGCAAACCUGGCAAUGUCGUAGCUGAAGAUGAUGACUUCUUUGAGGCCCUUAUUUCAGCUCCAGUGGAGAAAUUUCUGAGAAUUGUGGUGAUUAAGGAGAUCAAGGGUUCCCAAUACGGAGUGCAGCUAGAGAGUUCGGUGAGGGAUCGAUUGGCUGCUGAUGACAAGUAUGAAGAUGAGGAGGAGGCAGCAUUGGAGAAAGUUGUUGAAUUCUUCCAGUCUAAAUAUUUAAAGAAAGAUUCUGUCAUCACAUUUCAUUUUCCAGCAACUUCUGGUACCGCUGAGAUUGCUUUUUCGACUGAAGGGAAGGAGGACUCAAAAAUCAAAGUGGAGAAUGCAAAUGUGGUUGAGACAAUCAAGAAAUGGUACUUGGGAGGGACUAGGGGGGUGUCUCCUUCAACCAUAACCUCAUUGGCUAACACCCUUUCAGCCGAGUUAUCUAAAUGAACAUCUGUUGUCUUAAUAUGAACUUUGUGGUGCUUGUUUGCUAGUCUAAUUUGAGCUUUGUCAAUGAAAAAUCAUGCUUGCUAUGUUUCUCUACCAAUAAUAUUGCAUAUAAUAUGAGUCUCCUUUUUAAGUUUUUAAGAAUAUUAUGAACUUAAAAGUUGCUUACUUUUUGUU